UUCAGAUUUCAGUAAUCAGUAUUCACUAUUCAUAGUUUAAUACAAUUUACAACCUGUACUGUAUUAUGAUUUAUGUUUAUCGACGCUAUUGUUUCAAAUAAGCGGUGAAGGCUCGAUAAUUAAUAUACUUUUGUGGUAACUAGUUAAAUAGCUUUAAUUUCAAUAAACACAUACUCUAUUAUUACUGGAUUGAUAUUUUAAUUUAUAUUAUGGCUGCCCCUAUGGAACGUAUACAAGCACUAGAAGUAAUAGAAAAGGAUAUAAUUACUUGUUUACAAAGUGCUGGCCAAGCUUUGUUAGAGCUUAGUAAAGAGAAGUCCAGUUUGAAGCAAGUAGAAAAUCAGUCUCAUCAAUUCUUAAAAAGCUUAGGAAGUGUAGAAUCUAAACUCACUGAUCAAAUAAACUAUCUAACUCAAGUAUCUACGGGUCAGCCAUAUGAAAAUAGCGGCUAUGCAUCACAAAAAGUUUUGCAAAUGGCAUGGCAUCGACUAGAACAUGCUCGUAGUAGAGUCAAAGAGUUGGAGCGGUCAAAGAUUAAAUAUAUGCAAGACCAAGAUCAAAUGAAAGGAAAUGCUUCUAAUCUUAUGUAAUGCUGUGUUUUGUAUUAAGUCAUAACAUUAGCUCAUCAACAAUGAGAAACCAUUGUAAUCAAAUCGUUGAUGGGUUAAAUUUAUUUUGUAUUUAUAAUACUAUCAAUUAAGUUAAUAUAUAGUUUUGCUUUUUAUCAUUAACUGUAAAUAAUGAGAUCAUUAAAAUUUUAAAUAAAUACAAUUUUUAUUUAAC
Adelges cooleyi (spruce gall adelgid) is the source of this 783-nucleotide messenger RNA. It is a transcript of the gene MED11, whose product is annotated as mediator of RNA polymerase II transcription subunit 11. The record is from RefSeq and is a predicted model, not a curated record. Bases 210 to 590 code for a protein of 126 amino acids. NCBI's taxonomy places the organism in Eukaryota, Metazoa, Arthropoda, Insecta, Hemiptera, Adelgidae. Gene Ontology annotation, cellular component: mediator complex. Gene Ontology annotation, molecular function: transcription coregulator activity. The transcript is spliced from 2 exons. Gene Ontology annotation, biological process: regulation of transcription by RNA polymerase II.